AGUAAAAGCCCGUCUGUGCCGGCAAUCAAAGAACAAUAGAAGAGUAACGAGAAGAUCCUUCCGAACCCAGAUUUCUCCUCCUCCUCCUCCUCCUGCCCUAAUCUCGAGCAUCUCCUCCGUCGUGGUUCGUCGGCGUCUGGCUUCUGCUCCGACUUCUCCGGAGGUUUCUGGGUUCAUCGCCGGAUUCUCGAAGCUCCAUCCUCUGUCCCGUUUCGGCUGGCCGUUUCGUUUGAACAUUUGCAAUGGCUUCAGAUGCCGAUAUGGAGGAUUAUGGAUUUGAAUACUCCGAUGAGGAACCGGAGGAACAGGACGUUGACAUUGAGAACCAGUACUACAACUCCAAAGGUCUUGUUGAGACUGACCCAGAAGCUGCACUUUCUGGCUUUGCUGAAGUUGUUCGGAUGGAACCGCAAAAGGCCGAAUGGGGUUUUAAAGCGCUAAAGCAGACUGUAAAGCUUUACUAUCGCCUGGGUAAAUACAAAGAAAUGAUGGAAGCAUAUAGAGAGAUGCUUACAUACAUCAAAUCGGCAGUGACCCGUAAUUACAGCGAGAAAUGUAUAAACAAUAUUAUGGAUUUUGUCUCUGGGUCUGCGAGCCAGAACUUUGGUCUGCUGCAAGAGUUUUAUCAAACCACUUUGAAAGCCCUUGAAGAGGCAAAGAAUGAGAGACUUUGGUUCAAAACAAAUCUUAAGCUCUGCAAGAUCUGGUUUGAUAUGGGUGAAUAUGGACGAAUGAGUAAGAUCCUGAAGGAGCUCCAUAAAUCUUGUCAAAAAGAAGAUGGCACAGAUGAUCAGAAGAAAGGAAGUCAGCUUCUUGAGGUUUACGCAAUUGAAAUUCAAAUGUACACUGAAACAAAGAACAACAAGAAGCUUAAGCAAUUGUACCAGAAAGCACUUGCCAUCAAAUCAGCUAUACCUCAUCCUAGGAUCAUGGGCAUAAUCCGUGAAUGUGGUGGAAAAAUGCACAUGGCAGAACGUCAGUGGGCAGAAGCAGCCACCGACUUCUUUGAGGCAUUUAAGAAUUAUGAUGAAGCUGGCAACCAGAGACGUAUACAAUGUCUGAAAUAUCUUGUUUUGGCUAACAUGCUGAUGGAAUCAGAAGUUAAUCCAUUUGACGGCCAGGAGGCAAAGCCUUACAAAAACGACCCUGAGAUUUUGGCAAUGACAAACUUGAUAGCGGCAUAUCAGCGAAACGAAAUACUUGAAUUCGAGAAAAUUCUUAAGAGUAAUAGAAGGACGAUAAUGGAUGAUCCCUUUAUCCGAAAUUACAUAGAGGAUUUGUUAAAGAACGUUAGGACACAAGUGCUUCUCAAGCUCAUCAAACCCUAUACGAGGAUAAGGAUUCCUUUCAUUUCAAAGGAACUCAACGUUCCAGAGAAGGAUGUUGAGCAGUUGCUGGUCUCACUGAUACUGGACAAUCGAAUCGAUGGACACAUUGAUCAAGUGAACCGCCUUUUGGAGCGUGGUGACAGGUCAAAGGGCAUGAAGAAGUAUACAGCCAUAGACAAAUGGAACACACAGCUCAAGUCUCUAUCUCAAAGUAUCAGCAACCGGGUGUGUUAGGAGCUUCUCUCUCUCUCUCUCUCUCUCUCUCUCUCUGAGCAUGGAAGGUUAUUUCCUGACUUGGCCCUUAUCCCAUAUCUUGACGACGCUUUCCUAGAAUAAGAACAGAGAAAGCUAUUCCUUGGAUCUUCUCUCUUGAGGCGGGUACCCAUCGGUCGUGUUUUUCCCUUGUGGUUUUUGGUUGAGUGGUUUGGGGAAUCCGUACCACAAAAUGAUGUCUUUUACAUGACAGUGAGUUUUAAGUUUCGUUACAAGUAACGUGUCCUGCAUGAGACAUGACGUUAGUUUUCUUA
Tarenaya hassleriana is the source of this 1855-nucleotide messenger RNA. Its product is annotated as COP9 signalosome complex subunit 2. The transcript has 12 exons. NCBI's taxonomy places the organism in Eukaryota, Viridiplantae, Streptophyta, Magnoliopsida, Brassicales, Cleomaceae. The coding region runs from base 243 to 1562 and encodes 439 amino acids. The record is from RefSeq and is a predicted model, not a curated record. Gene Ontology annotation, biological process: protein deneddylation. Gene Ontology annotation, cellular component: COP9 signalosome.